AUGAGUUUCACGGCACUACUUUCACACACGUUUGACUCAUUUACUUAAGAAGUUGGUAGCCUACUAAAAAAAACUAUGUUGACAAACGUUUCUAUCAUGUGACCUGCACGGUCACAUGACCGUAGUCGUUUCCGAUAGAGUCCUCGCGCCUGUUUAUCGACGAGCAGCAGCCAACUGCAAGAUGCCGUCCAACAAGUCCGUGUCGGACGCCCCCAUCACUCAGCUGGUCAACUGCCGGAUCCUCAGGGACCACCGACUGCAGAGGGAGGACCUGUGGGUGCGUGAAGGGAAGAUCCUGGAUCCCGAGAAGCUGUUCUUUGAUGAGAAGGCGUACGCUGACGAGCAGGUCGACUGUCAUGGCGGCAUCGUGGCUCCGGGCUUCAUCGACGUCCAGAUCAACGGAGGUUACGGCGUCGACUUCUCUCGGGCCUCUGAUGACGUCGGCGCCGGCGUGGCUUUGGUGGCCCAGAAGGUUCUGGAGCACGGCGUCACGUCCUUCUGCCCCACGCUGGUCACGUCCCCCACGGAUGUCUACCGCAAGGUCCUGCCCGGGGUCAAGGUGGACGAUGGCGGUGGGCACGGUGCGGGCGUACUAGGGGUCCACCUGGAGGGUCCCUUCAUCAGCGUGGAGAAGAAGGGCGCCCAUCCCGAGCGCUUCCUGCGAACCUUCCGCUCCGGGGACCUGGCGGACCUGACCCAGGUCUACGGCAGCCUGGACAACGUCGCCAUGGUGACGCUGGCCCCCGAGCUGGAGGGCAGCCUAUCGGCGGUGAGGGAGCUCCGCCGUAGGGGCGUGACCGUGUCGCUCGGACAUUCCGUGGCCAACCUGUCCCAAGCGGAGGAGGCGGUCCGGCACGGCGCCUCCUUCAUCACCCACCUCUUCAACGCCAUGCUGCCCUUCCACCAUCGAGACCCGGGCAUCGUGGGCCUGCUGACCAGCGACCGGAUCCCCGAGGGAAGGAGCGUGUUUUACGGGAUGAUCGCUGACGGGAUCCACACGCAUCCCGCCGCGCUGCGCAUCGCCCACCGCGCUCACCCGGCAGGUUUGGUGUUGGUGACGGACGCCAUCGCCGCCAUGGGCCUUCCUCCGGGCCGCCACACGCUGGGCCAGCAGGUCAUCCAGAUCCAGGGUCUGCACGCCUGCCUGGAAGGCACGCAGACGCUGAGCGGCAGCAUCGCCACCAUGGACAUGUGUGUGCGCCACUUCAAACACGCCUCAGGCUGCAGUGUGGAAGAAGCUUUAGAAGCAGCAUCGCUUCAUCCUGCUCAACUCUUAGGAAUCAGCCACCACAAAGGAACCCUGGACUUUGGCUCCCACGCAGACGUGGUGUUGCUGGACGAGUCUUUGGACGUGAGGGCCACAUUCAUCGGCGGACAGGAAGUGUGGAGGAAGAAACCACGGAAGAAGACUGACCUCUGACCUCUGGCGCCUUCUCCCAUCAUCAUUUCUUUCGUCAGUGCCAUGAUUUCCUGCUGCACCUACCAAAAUAAAAGGUUGCCCUUCA
This is a messenger RNA of Doryrhamphus excisus (bluestripe pipefish), 1505 nucleotides long. RefSeq names its product amidohydrolase domain containing 2 (gene amdhd2). Gene Ontology annotation, biological process: N-acetylglucosamine catabolic process. The record is from RefSeq and is a predicted model, not a curated record. Gene Ontology annotation, molecular function: N-acetylglucosamine-6-phosphate deacetylase activity. Lineage: Eukaryota; Metazoa; Chordata; Actinopteri; Syngnathiformes; Syngnathidae.